Molecule: messenger RNA, 1270 nt
Organism: Enhydra lutris kenyoni (northern sea otter)
Lineage: Eukaryota; Metazoa; Chordata; Mammalia; Carnivora; Mustelidae
Product: DEAD-box helicase 19A
Exons: 9
Coding region: 1-1167 (388 amino acids)
Biological process (GO): poly(A)+ mRNA export from nucleus
Cellular component (GO): nucleus; cytoplasmic stress granule
Molecular function (GO): RNA binding; RNA helicase activity; ATP binding
Source: RefSeq, a predicted model, not a curated record
AUGUCAGGAACAUUUCUUAUUAGGAAACCACAACUUCUCCAGGGAGUCUAUGCCAUGGGCUUCAAUCGACCAUCCAAGAUACAAGAGAACGCAUUACCCAUGAUGCUUGCUGAGCCCCCGCAGAACCUGAUUGCCCAGUCUCAGUCAGGUACUGGUAAAACAGCUGCCUUCGUCCUGGCCAUGCUCAGCCGAGUGGAACCAGCAGAGAAAUACCCCCAGUGUUUGUGCCUCUCCCCAACAUACGAGCUGGCGCUUCAAACGGGAAAAGUGAUUGAGCAGAUGGGCAAAUUUCAUCCAGAACUAAAGCUUGCUUAUGCUGUUCGAGGCAAUAAAUUGGAAAGAGGUCAGAAGAUCAGUGAGCACAUUGUCAUUGGCACCCCUGGGACUGUUCUGGACUGGUGCGCCAAGCUCAAGUUCAUUGACCCCAAGAAGAUCAAGGUGUUUGUUCUGGAUGAGGCUGACGUGAUGAUAGCUACUCAGGGCCACCAAGAUCAGAGCAUCCGCAUACAGAGGAUGCUGCCCAGGAACUGCCAGAUGCUGCUUUUCUCUGCCACCUUCGAAGACUCUGUCUGGAAGUUUGCCCAGAAAGUGGUCCCAGACCCAAACAUUAUCAAGUUGAAGCGCGAGGAGGAGACACUGGACACCAUCAAGCAGUAUUACGUGCUGUGCAAUAACAGAGAUGAGAAGUUCCAAGCCUUGUGUAACCUGUAUGGGGCCAUCACCAUCGCUCAGGCCAUGAUCUUCUGCCAUACCCGCAAAACAGCGAGCUGGCUGGCAGCAGAGCUCUCCAAAGAAGGCCACCAGGUGGCGCUGCUGAGUGGCGAAAUGAUGGUGGAGCAGAGGGCUGCGGUGAUCGAGCGCUUCCGAGAGGGCAAAGAGAAGGUGCUGGUGACCACCAACGUGUGUGCCCGCGGUAUUGACGUCGAACAGGUUUCUGUCGUCAUCAACUUUGCCCUCCCCGUGGACAAGGACGGGAACCCGGACAACGAGACCUACCUGCACCGGAUCGGGCGCACGGGCCGCUUUGGCAAGAGGGGCCUGGCAGUGAACAUGGUUGACAGCAAGCACAGCAUGAACAUCCUCAACAGAAUCCAGGAGCAUUUUAAUAAGAAAAUAGAAAGACUGGACACGGAUGAUUUGGAUGAGAUUGAGAAAAUAGCCAACUGAGACGCUCCAACAGUCACCAGUGCCCACCCCGGCACUCCGCCUGCAUGGGAGACCAGUGCUUUCACGGCACAGGCCUCGACAGUCACCACAAAGACAAAAGCAG